Cladophialophora carrionii CBS 160.54 is the source of this 411-nucleotide messenger RNA. RefSeq lists its product as uncharacterized. Bases 1 to 411 code for a protein of 136 amino acids. The transcript has 3 exons. Gene Ontology annotation, molecular function: actin monomer binding. The record is from RefSeq and is a predicted model, not a curated record. NCBI's taxonomy places the organism in Eukaryota, Fungi, Ascomycota, Eurotiomycetes, Chaetothyriales, Herpotrichiellaceae. Gene Ontology annotation, cellular component: cell cortex.
AUGUCUUGGCAAGCCUCGCCCACUAUACUAACCAACUGGCCCUCCAGCCUCGUCGGCACCGGCCACGUCGACCGAGCGGCCAUCUUCAACGCCGAAGGUACCUCCGUGUGGGCCACGUCGCCGAACUUCCAAGUCACGCCCGCGGAACUGCAAGAGAUUGUCGGCGCGUACAAGGACACCAGCUCGCCGAAAAAGGUCCAGUCCACAGGCCUCCACAUCGCAGGCCAGAAGUACAUUGUGAUCAAGGCCGACGACACGAGUCUAUACGGCAAGAAGGGCCGAGAAGGCGUCGUGAUCGUCAAGACGAAACAAGCCCUCCUGAUCACACACUACCCGGAGACCGUCCAGCCCGGCACGGCAGCCAACACCGUCGAGAAACUAGGCGCCUACCUCGUCGGAGUGGGAUACUAG